Messenger RNA from Lethenteron reissneri (Far Eastern brook lamprey), 6420 nucleotides. Its product is annotated as CAP-Gly domain-containing linker protein 1-like. The record is from RefSeq and is a predicted model, not a curated record. NCBI's taxonomy places the organism in Eukaryota, Metazoa, Chordata, Hyperoartia, Petromyzontiformes, Petromyzontidae.
GCCACUCGUCGCCGCGCGGCCGCCACGCAGUCGGCUUCCUCGUGCUUAACGCAACUUUACGUGAUCUCGUGUCUUCCCAACAGCUUGACGAGGAGAAAUCGACUCUCAAUCAGCAGCUGCUCGACAUGAAAAGAAGAGAGUCGACCCUGGUGGCCGAGUUUGAGGAGGAGCGAUCGUCGCUGCGCAAAACCCUGGACCUGACGUCGAGCAAGAUCUCCGGGAGGGACCGCGAGCUGGACAAGUUGAAGACCGAGCUGUCAGCCCUGCGCAGUGCAGGCAACGCGGCACGGGAUCUGCAGAGCACGGUGCAGGCCCUGGAGACGGAGAAAACCAGACUGGAGCAGAAGGUGCAGAGCCUGGAGUCGGCGCUCGGCGAGACCAAGAGGAAGCUCGACACUCAGCCCAUCGCCGCGUCCGCGGCCGUCGCGGCCACCACCAAGGCGGCUCGGCAAGACGCGGACGACGAGGAGGAGGACGACGACGUCAGCGGCCAGGUGGAGUUCCUCAACUCGGUGAUCGUGGAACUGCAGAGGAAGAACGAGGACCUCCAGUCGCAGCUGGAGAAGUUGGCCCAGGCAGCCGUGAAUGGGAAUGACGCCGCCGGACAGGGGGACAGCGCUGAAGAGCCGGAGGAGGGCCGCCGCCAGGUGGCGCCGCGUCUCUUCUGCGACAUCUGCGACUGCUUCGACCUGCACGACACGGAGGACUGCCCCACGCAGGCCCAGCCCGAGGAGGAGCCGCCCCACUCGGCCCACCACGGCGAGCGCCACGCCACGCGGCCCUACUGCGGCAUUUGCGAGUCGUUUGGCCACACCGCCGAGCAGUGCAACGACGACGAGACGUUCUAGAGACGGCCGACCGCCUUGCCCAGCUUGCCCCCCCCUUCCCCCCCCGCCCUCUCCUACCACUCUCACCGUGGCCACCGACCCCACCCGCCUCCCACUUUCAUGGCGGAACCGACAAACGCGUGUCUUCUCUCCAAGCGAACGACCUCAUCGCUUCGUUAAUAGCUUUUUCAGUCCUCCGCUCGUUACCCUUUCCUGCCCUCUCCUGCCCUUCCCUUUCCUCCGGCCUCCUCCGUGUACUCCCCCACCCCAAACUUCCCCCGCCCACCACGUCUCCCCCCUCCCCUCCACUUCUUCCCUGCUUCAUCCCUCCUCCCUCCCCCCACAACCACAAUCCUCUCUCAGUUUCCAAACUCACCACGGCCACUCUCAACCACCAACUCAAUUCUCACCUCCACUCACCACCACCAAACACUCUCACCACCUCCACUCUCACCACCACGAAUUCUCAAUACCCCCCCGCCCCUCCUUCCCCUCCUCCCUCUCCUCCCUGGAUAGGGAGGUGUGGGGGAAGGGUUUUAUGCUCAUAGGUAACCGUGGCAACUUCAGGGCAACCGCCACCUACGAUUGCCACCGGCAACGCAUGAAACUAUGAGCGCCGUGGUCAUGCCAGAGUGGCGUAGAUUGAGAAGAAGAGUUCAGCUCAUCCGGACGGAGGUUGCCGAGCGCUGUGUGGGGCGUUCGAUGAGCAGUGACUGAUGCACAGAGCUCGCGUUCGCGCAACGACACAGCCUCGAGCCAGUCACGUGACCUCUGUCCGCAUUUUGGCAACUGGCGGACGACAAAGCGAAAGUUGCUGGUGACAAUUUGCCGGUGACGGUUAUCCGAACAUGUGUCCUGACCUUGCAGGGGUUACUGCCGUAAAAAGGAAAUAAAUAUAUGAAGGCGACGUUUCAGGCAACGGCCCUUCUUGAUAGCACGCAACAUCAUUUGUGUAACCAUUGCCGAAAAUGUGUCCGGUUUUAUAUAUUUCAAUUUCCUUUUGAAGGCAACGUUAUUGACGGAAUGUGUUGAUCUGUUUGUUGUUUGUUUAAUUGCUCUUGUGCACCGCUGCCAAAGCAGUAUCACCAAAUAACGUUUCGUUUUAUCGGGGUCACUGUAUAUAUGCUGCAUUCACCCACGUGGGUUGUGUCACAUUUCUUCAAAUUGUCUCCGCAGCAAGCUCCACGCGGGCGCGUGUUGGGCGUUCGUUGUCACGCGCGCCGGUCUAUGCACACUCGGCGCCACCUUCCUCGCGUUGUGGGACACUGGGGAGGCAUCCACCCGCCCUGCGCACACGCACGCCCAACAGGACUCGGCACCAAAGGGGAGAGGGAGGCUCGUGCGUGCGUGUUUUUGUGCGUCGGUGGUUCUCUCUGCAACUGUUUGGUGUGCCUGUGCGCGACCGUUUUCCUACUUGCACGUGCGCUCGAAUGACCACCUGGGGCACUUUUGUUUUCAUUUAAUUUUCUACACGCAUUUUAUUUUUUACCUCGGCAGAGGUGUCCUGAAUUUCAAUCAGCUGCUCCGUUCAUGAAGCCUUAAAUUCUGCAGGAAAAAAAACCAUUCUACAGCUUACGUCUUGAAACCCGUAAUCAAAUUUUAGAAAUAUAUAUACACUUGAGGAGUGGUUUAACAUCAAACUGUAGCUCCUGCACCAAUGAUUGUAGUCAUUUUUCCGUUGUAAAUCUGUCCAGCGCUGGAAAGAAACUGUUAAUCUCAUCCGAAGGAGCGGGGCCGUUCUCGUAAAUCAACCGCAGCUCAAUUUUCACGCGACACCACCGCAGUUGCGUGGAAUCCAUGGCGGGGGGGGGGGGGGUAGCGGAGGCCGGGGAGGAACGGACCUCUGGAGCGCAAGUAUCGCUCGCGGUUGCUGCUGCUGCUAUUGUUGUUGUUACCUUGAAUUGAGAUGAUGAGCGAGCGAGCAAAACCACAGGUGCCCUCGGCGUAGCGUCGGGCCGUAAACUACCUGACGCACUUGGAGCGCCGCCCGCACCGCACUUGUCGCGAACCCGCACGCCAAAUUGUGUCGUCAACGCACUCCUCCGCUCGCCUCUGCAACAACAAUCUGUUUCUCCUUAUUUAUUCGCUGCCUUCCUCGGCCCGUCGAGUUUAUCGGAGCGGUCAUCAGCGACGUCUUUCCACGUGAAGGGGGCGCGGGUUUUUUUGUGUUUUAUGAUUUUAAACCAAACUUGGCAAUGGCGAAGGUGCAACGCUGGAAUUGCUUUUGCUUGCGCUCGCUGCUGGCGGGAGCGGUCUCCACUCGCGGGGAACUUGAGCGACAGUUACCCCUCUUCCCUUCUUGAGGGGUAACUUUGGCCGACUCACGCACGCUUUGGUGGCCCCCUGCCCUUUGCGCAUCUCCGAUUAUCACGUGUCGGUCACGUGCGGCGCGACAGAAGUUCAGCAUUGCAUGCUCGCCAGAAUACCCGCGUGGUUUGGUUUUCUUACGAACGGGGACGCCACUUUGGCCUAUUCUGCCGCCACUUUCCCGUGCGAUGAAGACGUCAAUGCUUGGGACGCGUACCAGAGGGUGUGCGGUGUAAUGUAACAACAAUUUCCGCAGGGGACGGCUGCUGGAGUUGACGUCGUAAGAAACCAAUUUCCUCAGUUCCCUUCGGUCACCUCUCAAUUCACGCCAGGGUGGCGAUGAGACGCCCUCGGUGUGGACCGACGCACGGCAGUCGAACACAACACAAAAAACACGACAAGUUUGCCGAACUCAAAAGAGCUGGAAUUAUUUGAAGCGACAAACCAAACUUCGCACACGCGCGCACACCGUGGGUUGUUUCGUUCUGUGUGCAGCGUGUGUAGUAUGUGUGUCAGUGAGUGUCGUGCAAUCAUUCGGUGCCACGCCGCCGAAUCCAUCCGUUCAACUCCGCCCCACACUUUCGAACGUCGGAAUCGAGCGCCGAGCGAUGCGACGAACGGAAGGGACCCGGUCCAAUAGGAUCGUUCAUUCGCGGUGUCCGCACCGCAGGGGUCGCCUGCGCAGUGUAGCGUGAAGGUAUCCCCCCACCCACCCCCCCGUGCUUUUUUGACGUAUGCUGUAUAUUUUACACGGAUGGGGGGUGGCGGGGGGGGGGGGUGCUGGGGAGGGAGGUUGCUGCUAAGAGUGGCUUACGACUGCGUGCGCGAGCGAGUAAGCGAGUGUACGCCAGAGAGCUUGAACGGUUCGUCGGGGCCUUUCAUCGGCGGCUGUUUGAAAUGGGCAGCCGGCUUAAGGAACGCGUCGGGUGUGCAAGGCCGGGUGUUGGGGCUUUGGUGGGGUGGUGGGGGGGUCCACAUCCGAGUGGUGGUCGGUCGCGCAACUUGAAUCGCCUGCGGCUGCUUCGUCCACGUGUGCGAGCGAGCGAGCAGUUGCGGCAGUGGCGUCAUUCGUGAAGGCAGCAACCAAAAAUCGCGCGCGAGUUAUUGUUUUGUUUUGUGAGAGUUGCACGCGAUUUGAAAACGCGUCGAGCGAGCCGAUUGCCGCUUUGGAAGUUGACUUGGGUCCUUCGUUCUGUGAGCCCUCCCACCGGUUGCCGCAACCGGUUGCGGAGACGUCCGCAUACGGAUGCGCGAUUCGAGUUGCAUGCGACCCUUCAAUCACGCCGCGUGUGGAAACCGAGUAUUAAUGUGCGGGGAGUUUGAACCGCUCGUUACCAACGUGUGUAGCGGACACGUCCUAAGCUGGGGGGGAUGUGGAUACGAGGUGGAACGCAGGGCGGCGGGUUCGUUUAUUUGGUGUUGUUGUGUACACAUUGUACAUUGUUAUAUUAUACGAUAAUAUAUUGUAGCUGUAAUUAGAUGACGGAUGGUUUAAAAACAACAAAUCUACAAUACCACAUGCACGCACUUGUGUGCUUGUGAGCAUCUUAUCAAAUUUGGGCACGAACAAAAAGGCUGCCUUUCUUUGUUGAAUAUGAAGGGAGAUGAUUCUCAGUUUGUAAGACUGGGGAAAAAAAUAUUUGAUUGUUACAAUGGUCUGGAGCGAGCGAAGGGCGUUUUAAAUGCAUUGUCUAGACUGGAGUCAGGAUUCAGUUGUUUGAUGUGGAGGGAAAGGCGCAGCCCUGCAAUUGCUUGCUCACGCCAAUGCUGCCGGAAGGGCCUCCACCGUGAGUUCUAGAGAGAGAGAGAGAGCCCCUUGACAAAGUCUAUUUGGCCGACUCUUCCAAUAUGGCCAUACAAUUGUUUAUAUAGUGAUACAUAUUGAUAAUAGUCUUUUCACAGCCCUUCCUGGAUGAAGGCUUCCUCGCUUUACUCAAGUGGCAUGGCUUGUUUGCCCAUACUUUACCACUCUUGUCAGCGCUGGUUAAUUAAUGUCUGGCUGCGGUGGAGGGAGGGGGGGUGGAGACGCGUCAUGAGCUGUUCCGAUGUUUCUCGCCACGGACGACAUGAGCUGUGGCCAGGAAUCGAACUCGGGUUUCCAGGCGCAUAGCGCCACGACCUCCUCCCACCUCCCCCCCCCUCCAAAGACAAAAAUAUCCCCUCUUAACCCUAAACAGACUGUUAGGACAAGUGCUGUUCCCAUGCACCAAUGAAGGCCGCAACGUAACACGAGUGGGUGUUGUGGCUCGUACCACGCUCGACCGCCUUUGUCUCCCCAGUGGCGAUGUUUCCGACACAUCGCACAAGAAUUUGAGGCCUAGUCGAUCUGGGUGAGGCCCAUGCACCGGUCCAGAUAAAGAAUCGUCGCUGGGGUUGUGUGAUGGACGUGAGCCCGGAAUCGAGCUCGUGUCGCCGGGAGUGUAGCGCAGCGCGCUAACCGCUACACCACCGCUACCCCCCCAACCAGCACCGCUGCUGUUUCUAUUCUCAACUGGAGAUGAAUCCCUGGUUUUUGUGCGUCUGAUCCGGGUGCAGUAUUGUGCGAGGCAGCCUUGCUUUAAGCUACAAGUCACGUUUGCACACGUCUGCCCCCGAAUCGUAAACGCAUAAAUUUACACACCCGCCUUCCGAACAAGUGGUGGGGGGAAAAUGUUAAAGGGCACUUAAGUCGCGAGUUUCGCAAUGAAGUGUUAUGUACGGCGGGCGAUGUUUUUAUAUAAGAGACUGUUUGGUGGGAUUAUGGAGCAAAACAAAAUAAGAGGAAAUUGUCACUUUAAUGCUAAAUUUGUACGGUUUUUUUCCCCCCAUGGCUACUAUUAGCGCUCUCGACCCGGCCUGGUGAGGUGAUCAGUCGUGUUUGUGAUAGACUCCACUGGCCGAAUAUAGUGUUGAUGCAGGUGGGCGGGAGGCUGUAUUGGCCGGGGGUCAAGGGAGGACAUGGGGGAGGGGGGGGUGGAAUCGUAAGAAUUUUAAAUACAGUGCUGUAUCCACUCAAUAAAAAAACCUAGAUUGCUGCAUGCCACAAUGAUUUCGACGUUUUUGUACAUUGCUAUAGUAUAUGUGCCGAGAGAGAGAGAGAGAACCCAUAACGUGUAUAUUUUCAAAUCUAUAGAAAUAAACGAUGUAUCCUUGAGGUCACUUGAAUUCGCAUGGCUCGCAAACGGGGUUUGUUAAGUCCUAGGCGUACAAGGCUCACGUUGUUAUUUGUAACACGGCAACAACACUAAUAAUGCAGCGGCUUCGCGGAGAAUGCUGAGAAAAGAAUAAAUAACGUGUCCUCUUCCCA